This is a messenger RNA of Mastomys coucha (southern multimammate mouse), 1645 nucleotides long. It is a transcript of the gene Ccnb2, whose product is annotated as cyclin B2. Gene Ontology annotation, cellular component: cytoplasm; cyclin-dependent protein kinase holoenzyme complex; nucleus. The record is from RefSeq and is a predicted model, not a curated record. The transcript is spliced from 9 exons. Bases 218 to 1414 code for a protein of 398 amino acids. Gene Ontology annotation, biological process: mitotic cell cycle phase transition; regulation of cyclin-dependent protein serine/threonine kinase activity. NCBI's taxonomy places the organism in Eukaryota, Metazoa, Chordata, Mammalia, Rodentia, Muridae. Gene Ontology annotation, molecular function: cyclin-dependent protein serine/threonine kinase regulator activity.
AGCAAAUACAAGCCAGCCAAUCGACGUGCAGAAAGGCCCUCCAGUCUAGCCAAUGGGUUGCGCGCGCUCUGCGUGCGUCCACCCAAUGGUGCGUGAGCGGCGCGGUAUUUGAAUCGCGGACCGGGCCGUGGACGCGGAGCGGCGGCGUCCUGAGCUUCCCAACGGUGUCGUAGACCGGAGUGGCUGUGCGUCGUCCGCACUUGCCAGGGCGGCCCUCAUGGCGCUGCUCCGACGCCCGACGGUGUCCAGUGAUUUGAAGAACAUUGACACAGGAAUUAAUCCUAAAGCUAAGAGCCAUGUGACUAUCCGGCGGGCAGUUUUAGAAGAAAUUGGAAAUAAAGUUAGAACCAGAACAGCUCAAGUGGCUAAGAAACCUCAGAACACCAAAGUAUCAGUCCAGCCCACCAAAGUGACAAAUGUCAACAAACAGCCGAAACCUACAGCUUCUGUGAGGCCAGUGCAGAUGGAGACGCUGGCUCCAAAGGACCUUCCUCCUGCCUCUGAGGAUGUCUCCAUGAAGGAAGAGAGCCUCUGCCAAGCUUUCUCUGAUGCUUUGCUCUGCAAGAUUGAGGACAUAGAUCACGAGGACGGGGAGAACCCUCAGCUCUGCAGUGACUACGUGAAGGACAUCUAUCAGUAUCUCAGGCAGCUUGAGGUUUUGCAGUCCAUCAAUCCACACUUCUUAGAUGGAAGAGAUAUAAAUGGACGUAUGCGUGCCAUCCUGGUGGACUGGCUGGUCCAAGUCCAUUCCAAGUUUAGGCUUCUGCAGGAAACUCUGUACAUGUGCAUUGCCAUCAUGGACCGGUUCCUACAGGCUCAGCCGGUCUGCCGGAAGAAGCUGCAGCUGGUUGGGAUCACAGCUUUGCUCUUGGCUUCCAAAUAUGAGGAGAUGUUUUCUCCAAAUAUUGAAGACUUUGUGUAUAUCACAGAUAAUGCUUACACCAGUUCCCAAAUCCGAGAAAUGGAGACUCUGAUUUUGAAAGAGUUGAAAUUUGAAUUGGGCCGGCCUUUACCACUUCACUUCUUAAGGCGAGCUUCAAAAGCCGGGGAGGUGGAUGUUGAACAACACACGUUAGCCAAGUAUCUGAUGGAGCUGACACUCGUCGACUAUGACAUGGUGCACUACCAUCCUUCUCAGGUCGCAGCAGCAGCUUCCUGCCUGUCUCAGAAGGUGCUCGGCCAAGGAAAAUGGAAUUUAAAGCAGCAGUAUUACACAGGCUACACGGAGAGUGAAGUUCUAGAAGUCAUGCAGCACAUGGCCAAGAACGUCGUGAAAGUCAAUGACAACCUCACCAAGUUCAUUGCUGUCAAGAACAAGUAUGCCAGCAGCAAACUUCUGAAGAUCAGCACGAUUCCUCAGCUGAACUCCAAAACCAUCAAAGACCUGGCCGCCCCUCUGAUGGGCGGGCCCUAGGCAGCUGGACUUCCAUCCUGAACUUCUCAGAUUUUUUAUAUAUUCUAUUCUAGUUUACAUCACAAAACCUCUUCUCAGACUAAUUUUCUAAUUGUGUAUGGAUGAAAAAGCUAUUGAUUUUCUUAUUGUAUCCUGUGUAUAUUUGUAUACUCUAUACUGAAGAAAUAUAGAAUGACCUACCAUAACUGUGCUCUUUAUUGAAGAAAAAUAAAGCUAUUGAUUUACUUAAGG